GCAGAGGCUGCCGAAGGGGAGGAAGCAGCGAGGAGCCACCGAGCGGAGGCUGCUGUCAACUCCCAGAUGCUGGGCCUCCUGGGGAGCACGACCCUCGUGGGCUUGAUCAUAGGCGCUGCUGUGGCUAUUCUGCUGCUGCUGCUGCUGGCCGCCUGCUUGUACUGUAGACAGGAGGAGCCUGACGUGGAGAGGAACCACCCUGCUGCAAGGAGAAACCGAGUCCGGUGGGCCCAGCCUCCGAUCUCCUCAGGCCGGGGCCACCUGGGACGCUUGCACCAUUUCCGUUAUUCUGGCCGUGUGCCUCACAUGCCCCAUGCGACCCUCCAUCACCACCAUCACCUCACCCACCACCAUGCCCACCGUGCCCACCACGCCCACCAGGCCCAGCGAGGCCGCCGCUGAUGCCUGAAUGGCAGCCUGCCCCACCAUCACCAGGAUGCGGGGACCCCGAGGUUCCCGUGCAGAAGGGCACCUCUCAGCGGUGAACGUCGGGACCUGCUUGGGCUUCAUUCGCCUACUGUGCCCCGCCAGUGUGCUACGGAGGCGGAGAACUGAAGAGCACCAGGGGUGGCCCUGCGCACACCGGAGGGUGAUGGGGCUGAGAGCAGGGGUGGUGGUGGUCCUUCGGGGGCGGACGCCACCUUGUGACUGUAAGUCCCAACGGGCACCAGAAGUGACGGCCAGUCUGGUGCAGGUGCACAGGGGUGUGGGGAUGCACAGAAGGUGUACCCUGCUCUCUCCGAACAGCCAGGCCUCUGGCCAGGGCGGUAGCUGGGAGGCGCCCUGGUAACGCCCUUUCAUUUGCAGAAGGCAGUUUGAGGCUGCACAGUCAAGUCAAUGGUGCCUUAAUACAAGAAAAGAAAAACCACUAAGAAGCUUUUGUGAAGAGGCUCUUGAUUGUAACUCAAGUGGGAGGGAGGGAGCGGCCAGCCCUGUGUCUGCCUCGCCCUGGACCUUCCUCUCCGGUGGGAACGAGUGCCUGGUGCGGGCCCUGCAGCGGGGGUGAUUGGGCGGCUCUGCAGGGCUCCGAGGACAGUAGCCCUCUGCAUCCAGGGAGUCUUGAGCUCACAUCUUUCAGGACAGCACUUCUUCCAGAGCUGCCAGGGGAGU
Messenger RNA from Mesoplodon densirostris (Blainville's beaked whale), 1110 nucleotides. It is a transcript of the gene HRCT1, whose product is annotated as histidine rich carboxyl terminus 1. Bases 67 to 402 code for a protein of 111 amino acids. Lineage: Eukaryota; Metazoa; Chordata; Mammalia; Artiodactyla; Ziphiidae. The transcript has 2 exons. The record is from RefSeq and is a predicted model, not a curated record.